CACAAUGCUGGGUGCUGCUGGUCUGCUCCUCCUGGUGGCGUUCGCCACCCUUCUCGUGUGGGACUACUUCUGGCGGAAGCGGCGCAACGAUAUGCUGCACUACAUGCCCGGACCACGCCCACUGCCCCUGCUGGGAAACCUGCUCAUGUACCGCGGGCUCAACGCCGAGCAAAUCAUGGACUUUGUGGCCAAGAACCAGCGCAAGUACGGCCGCCUAUACAGGGUGUGGGUCAUCCACCAGCUGGCGGUGUUCUCGACGGAUCCGCGGGACAUCGAGUUCGUCCUGAGCAGCCAACAGCACAUCACGAAGAACAACCUGUACAAGCUGCUCCACGGCUGGCUGGGCGAGGGGUUGCUGAUGAGCACGGGCAGGAAGUGGCAUGGUCGCCGCAAGAUCAUCACGCCCGCGUUCCACUUCACCAUCCUGGAGCAGUUCGUCGAGAUCUUCGACCAGCAGAGCGCCGUGAUGGUGGAGCAACUCCUGCCGAAGGCCGAUGGCCAGACGCCCCUCAACAUCUUCCCCGUGGUGUGUCUCACUGCGCUGGAUAUAAUUGCAGAAACUGCGAUGGGCAGCAAGAUCAAUGCCCAGAUGAACCCCAAUCUGCCCUACGUCCAGGCUGUCAAUGAUGUUACCAACAUCAUGAUCCAUCGAUUCAUCAACGCCUGGCAGCGCGUGGACUGGAUAUUCCGACUGACCAAGCCCGCGGAGGCCAAACGCCAGGAUGCGGCCAUCAAGGUUAUGCACGACUUCACCGAGAGCAUCAUCCGAGAGCGGCGGCAAGCGCUGGUCAGUAGUUCCCAGGACAGAGCAGCAGAGCAGGUCGAGCAGGUAGAUGAUCUCGGCCAGAAGCGCCGCAUGGCCCUGCUGGAUGUGCUGCUGCAGUCCACCAUCGACGGAGCGCCGCUGAGCGACGAGGACAUCCGUGAGGAGGUGGAUACCUUCAUGUUCGAGGGCCACGACACGACCACCUCGGCCAUUUCCUUCUGCUUGUACGAAAUCUCCAGGCAUCCGGAGGUGCAGCAGCGCCUGCUGCAGGAGAUCCUUGAGGUUUUGGGCGAGGAUCGAAAGAGGCCCGUCACCCUGCGUGAUCUUGGUAAUCUGAAGUACCUGGAAAACGUGAUUAAGGAGUCUCUGCGUCUGCAUCCGCCAGUGCCCAUGAUCGGGCGCUGGUUCUCCGAGGAUGUGGAAAUACGCGGCCAGCGCAUUCCUGCGGGCACCAACUUCACCCUGGGCAUUUACGUCCUGCUGCGCGACCCGGAGUACUUCGAGAAUCCCGACGAGUUCCGACCGGAUAGGUUCGACGCGGAUGUCCCGCAGACUCAUCCGUAUGCCUACAUCCCCUUCUCCGCCGGACCGAGGAAUUGCAUUGGCCAGAAGUUCGCCUUGCUGGAGAUGAAGAGCACCAUCAGCAAGAUGCUCCGCCACUUCGAGCUGCUGCCCCUGGGUCCUGAUCCCCGCCACUCGAUGAACAUCGUGCUGCGUUCCGCCAACGGAGUCCAUUUGGGCCUGAAGCCUCGCGCAGUUUGCGGUGCUUCAGAUAAGAUUGCCGGCUGCUCGAGAGCUCCCCAGUUCUCCACGUCGCGUCGCAGGGGUUAUAACAUGUUAGUCGCACUUCUGGCUACCUUUCUGGUAGCCCGCUUGGUGGCCUGGCUCUUCCGCUUGGCGCUGAAGGAGCUGCGGCACCCUUUGCGCAGUGUGGUGCCCAGUGUUUCGAGGAUUCCCCUCGUGGGGUCCGCCUGGCAGAUGCGCAGUUUCCGACCAGACAAUCUCCACGAGAAAUUCGCCGAGUAUGUCCAGCGCUUCGGUCGCAGCUUUAUGGGCUCCGUCAUGGGUCACGUGAUUGUGGUUACAGCCGAGCCGCGACAUUUGGAUGCACUGCUGCACAGUCCCCAGCAGCUGAGGAAGGGCACCAUGUACCUGGCUCUGCGUGGUUGGCUGGGCAACGGACUGCUCCUGAGCCGCGGAGAGGAGUGGCACACCAUGCGAAAGAUCAUCACGCCCACAUUCCACUUCAGCAUCCUGGAACAGUUUGUCGAGGUCUUUGACAGGCAGAGUAGCAGGUUGGUUGAGCGAUUGCAGCCCCUGUCGCGGGGCCAGCAGGCCGUAGACAUCUAUCCCUAUGUGGGUUUGGCUGCGCUGGACAUUAUAACCGAAACCGCGAUGGGGGUUAGUGUGCGCGCCCAAGGAGACGAGGAUUCCGAGGUGGUUCACGCUGUAAAAGAUUUGACAAACAUCCUGGCCACCAGGUUCAUGAGACCGCAUCUUCUAUUUCCCCAGCUCUUUCGGUUGUGCUGGCCCAGUGGCUUCAAGAAGCAACAAGCAGGCGUCCAGUGCCUGCACCAGUUUACCAAUAGGAUCAUAGAACAGCGCCGCAGCCUGCUGGCCAGGGAGGUCCACGCAGAUCAGCCGGAGAAGCGCCACGCCUUGCUGGACACCCUGCUGCGGGCCACUCUGGAUGGACAACCGCUGACGGACAAGCAAAUCCGCGACGAGGUGAACACCUUCAUCUUCGAGGGUCACGAUACCACGACCUCGGCUGUGUCCUUCUGUUUGUACAUGCUUUCCCGCCACGAGGCAGUGCAGCAAAGGCUCUUAGAUGAGCUGAGAAAACACUAUGGCCAGGAUUUGGAGAGGGGCGUGGUCCUCGCAGAUUUUGCAGCGCUUCCUUACCUAAACUGCGUGGUUAAGGAGUCGCUGCGACUGUUUCCGCCAAUCCCGGCAGUGGCCCGCUGUCUGGAAAAAGAUUUGGCCAUCGAUGGUGGCCUUAUUCCAGCGGGAACCAACGUCGUCAUACUCCUCUGGCAGCUCCUUCGAGAUGAAGCUCUCUUUUCCGAUCCCCUUCUGUUCCAGCCGGAAAGACAUCUCGGGGAGGAGUCCUCAAGGCUGGGAGCCUACAGCUACAUACCCUUUUCCGCUGGUCCGAGAAACUGCAUCGGCCAGAAAUUCGCGCUCCUUGAGAUGAAAACCAUGGUGAUCAAGCUGAUGCGACACUUUCAGCUGCUUCCAAUGGGCGCCGACGUGGAGCCCUCUAUCAAGAUUGUGCUGCGAUCGAGGAGCGGAGUUAAUUUAGCGCUACGACCCCGGCUGUGUUGAUAUUUUGUGAUUUUAGAAUAGAAGAGAUCUUACAAACAGCUGGCGCCAAUCCAGUUAAAAUUGAUACAAAAUAAAGUUAUCGAUAACAGGAAGAGCAA
Molecule: messenger RNA, 3192 nt
Organism: Drosophila ficusphila
Lineage: Eukaryota; Metazoa; Arthropoda; Insecta; Diptera; Drosophilidae
Gene: Cyp4d2
Exons: 9
Coding region: 5-3094 (1029 amino acids)
Molecular function (GO): oxidoreductase activity, acting on paired donors, with incorporation or reduction of molecular oxygen; iron ion binding; heme binding
Source: RefSeq, a predicted model, not a curated record